AUGGAAGACAGGAGGAAGCGCAUGUUAUUGGCCAGUGAAAGUUGUCAAGGUCAUGCUACUACUGAGGUUUUGAUCGGUACGCUGAGUAAUCUUCCGGACCAAGUUAUUCACCACAUUCUUUCGUUUCUUCAAAUUAAAGACCUUACUAGUUUCGGCUGCGUGUCCAAAAGAUGCCGAGAAUUUUAUCUGUCAACUCCAUCAUUGAAUUUUGAGGGAUUUUCCAGCAAGCACUUAGAGAGUUAUAGUCGGAGGUUGAGACUGUGGAGUUAUUUGGAUAGGUACCUUUUUAAUCGCGAGUUUAAUAGAAUACAGCGCUUUCGUAUUCACUGGGAACGUUACGAUGAAGAGCGUUGUCGUAAUCACUGGGGAUAUUACGAUGAAGAGCAUGAAAAAAGCUUAAUUGAAGAUGAGAGAUUUCGACUGGAGAAAUGGAUCUGCAAUGCCAUAAGGUGCAAUGUUGAAGACCUUGAUAUCAACUUCGGCAUUUGUUAUGAUGAGGAGGCAGUACGCUUACCUUCUUCUAGAUAUUUGAAGUCUCUAUCGGUGUACGGUAGGAUUCAUAAACUGAAAUGCUUGAAGUUGAAUAAUGUUGGUGUGGUAGAUGAGGGGCUUUUCAAAUGGAUCUCGUCUUCAUGCAAAUGCAUCAAGGAACUAUUUCUUAGAUUUGUUCGUGGUAGGAAGCCAAUGGAUGUCACUAUUGAAAGCUCAUCUUUGGAAUCAUUGUACAUUGAGGAUGUUACUACUUUGCGUCAUCUUCACAUUGCCGGUGAUAAGAUUAGAAAAGUAAUCAUCGAAUGUUUAUUUUGGACAGACAAAGAUCAAUAUUUUAGUCUUUGUGCUCCGAAUCUCAGUAGUUUUAACUGGAUCGGGAGUUUGGUGAAUCGACCUGACAUUGGAAGAUUGGAACUUUUAGAAGAAGCUAGUAUUUGUCUUUCUCCUAGUAAUGCUGCGUUUGUCUAUGUAUCUGAGAUUCUUUCCUGCUUGUCAAGUGUUAAGGUUCUUACACUAAACAAAGCGACUACGAUGGCCCUAAUCAAAGGAGGCUCCAUGCCAUUGCUAAAGAAUGUUACUUCUCUGCGUAUUCAUAUUGAAGGCUUUCUUAAUACUCUAGUCCCUACAAUGGCCUCCCUUUUGGGAGGAAUGUCUAAGUUGAAUGUGUUAAUAGUAAAGUCUGACCUAGUCCUCCGUGACCCUAAAGAUGAGUGUUGUUGGUUUGAUAUGGGAUACUGGAAGCUGCAAAAUAUUGCUUUUAUUAAUCAGCUCAAGGAGAUUACCAUAGAGCUUUGUUGUGGUUCCAAUGGAAUUGAGUUUGCUACAUAUAUCCUUGAACAUGCACAAAAUUUGAAUAAAAUGACAAUUGUGCAUUCACCACAGCAGUCUAUUGCUAUGAGUAAGUUAAAGAAAAGCAAGAUGACUUCCAACAUCACACUUGAUUUUCAGGAAGAUCAACGAAGAGGACCUCAGAAGUGA
Messenger RNA from Argentina anserina (silverweed cinquefoil), 1470 nucleotides. RefSeq names its product putative F-box/LRR-repeat protein At3g58880. NCBI's taxonomy places the organism in Eukaryota, Viridiplantae, Streptophyta, Magnoliopsida, Rosales, Rosaceae. The record is from RefSeq and is a predicted model, not a curated record. Gene Ontology annotation, molecular function: protein binding. Bases 1 to 1470 code for a protein of 489 amino acids. The transcript has a single exon.